Messenger RNA from Hypoxylon fragiforme, 1561 nucleotides. RefSeq lists its product as uncharacterized. NCBI's taxonomy places the organism in Eukaryota, Fungi, Ascomycota, Sordariomycetes, Xylariales, Hypoxylaceae. The record is from RefSeq and is a predicted model, not a curated record. The transcript is spliced from 3 exons. The coding region runs from base 480 to 1334 and encodes 284 amino acids.
CAAGCCUCGAGACCACCUAUGUACGGCAUAGUACCUACAUAUUCUAUCGCGUGGGUUAUGUACCUCGGCCUUUGCCCUUGCAAUUGACUCCAAAAAACCUUUAGCGCAUAACUAUUCUCAAGAAAGAUUAUUACGUAGUAUAGUUUUCCUUGGGUUGCCGGUAACUACUAGCUAAGCUCAGAAAACUGACGCCAUUGCCGAGAGAACAUACCUUUAACCCCCCCCUACAUAGUACAUCACCUACCCACCUACCCACCUACCCACCUACAUAUCUAGGUACACAUCACAUACCUUCUCGCCCUUCCACAACCGGCAACGUGCCAUAUUCUGUAUUGUAUAAGACUUCUACUAAGACGAGCAAUAAUCAACCAACCCCUUAUUAUACUGCUUCACUCUAGCUUCAGAAGAGAAGCCUCCUACGUCUAUCAAACAUUAAAGACUUACUUAAAGAGCCAAAAUCCAUAAAAUCAGAAUUCAUCAUGCCACCGCUAACUCCACACUGGGACCAGCCGUCACACCCCGAAAUUCAAGAUGUGAUCAUCAAUGAGCAUGAAUUCACAUCCAAAAGUCUUUCCAAGAUCUCCCUCCCCCCUUUCGGCUUAUACGCCAAGUUGGAUUUUCCUCCGUGUACUUUGGCCGAGAUGCCAACGUACGCAACCGUUCAGUGUGGCCAGGACAAGCACUUGAACCUCAAUAGCGACUUGCUAUACAUCAAUCACUCAUGCGAACCAUCACUCAUUUUUGACACGGCCAGUCGUAACGUCAUUGCUGGGCCUAAAGGCCUCCAAGCCGGAGAAGAACUAACCUUCUUUUAUCCGUCGACAGAAUGGAAUAUGGCCCAGCCCUUUGACUGUCUCUGCGGCAAGCCGACCUGUCGCGGCCGCAUCAGCGGUGCUCGGGAUAUGACCCAAGCACAGCUGGAAGGCAUAUGGCUUAACGGACACAUCCACGAGUUGCUUGGAGAAGAGUCUCGCCGAAACGCAGAUCUCAGCAAGGAAUCUGAUCCUGAAAAUGGCAGUAGUACUGUAGCCGCUGAUCCUGCGAUAAAGGGCGUCCCCAUUCAGGAUGCUACUUCUCAAGCACUGAGAGAUACGCUGAACCAUGCCGAGAAGGUGGUCGAGGCUGCGAGGAAUGCUCUCCAAUCCUACCUCUCCUCGGCGAUCCUCGCCAGUCACACAACGGGGGAAAACAGGAAGACCAAUGGUAACACAGCUACCAACGGAGUCACCAAAUCUGGAGUAGCCGAUACUGCCUUGGUCGCCGGACUGACGAGACGGGGCGCAACAUCACGGGAACUGAGCGGCGAGAUGGGCGGCGAUACUAUCGUGGUUUAGGGUGCAUGAAGGACAUCACCAGCAACAUGUCCUUGAUAUUUUUUCUUUGUAUUCUGAAUUCAACAUUCUCAUUUUCCCGAGCCAGCUCUCAACAGCCUGGCUUCAUCUCGAAAACCUCACUCACUCUAUCGCUUACUUGCUUUCAAUCAAGAACAAAACACUUGGAUCUGUAACCUCUAAGAAAAGCAAAAUCUCUUAACAUUUCAAAUAAAACCUACCUGCAUUAA